This is a messenger RNA of Coregonus clupeaformis (lake whitefish), 1815 nucleotides long. RefSeq names its product caseinolytic peptidase B protein homolog. Gene Ontology annotation, molecular function: protein binding; ATP binding; ATP hydrolysis activity. Gene Ontology annotation, biological process: cellular response to heat. Gene Ontology annotation, cellular component: mitochondrion; cytoplasm. The record is from RefSeq and is a predicted model, not a curated record. Lineage: Eukaryota; Metazoa; Chordata; Actinopteri; Salmoniformes; Salmonidae.
AUGUUGUCGUCGGUUCAGCCGCGGAUCUUCAUGCGAAGGUCACGCAGCCUUUCCCUGUGCCGUGUGCUCCAGACAAGCACCAAGGACAACGUGAGGAAACACACCAUUCUCGAGAAAGCGUACGCCAACCGGAACCCCAUCGAGUCAGAGUGUGUUUUCCCUCCAGGUGAUGCAUUUCUGGAGGCUGCAAGGACCAACAACUCCCAAGAUGUGGCAAGGUUGCUGGGCGAGAGGGUGGAGCCUAACCACCGGCACCAUCUGGGCUGGACCUCUCUCAUGGUGGCAGCUAUGAACCGCCAGCACAGUGUGGUGAAGGUUCUGCUGGAGUCUGGUGCUGACCCUAAAGCAGGAGACGACUUCAACAACGUCUAUGACACGUCCAGAGAGAAGGGCAUCCACUCACUGGAAGUGUUGGUAUCGAGGGAGGAUGAAUUUAGUAGCAGGCUAAGUAGCAGAGUUGGUUUCCGGGGUUGCACAGCCCUGCACUACACAACGCUCGCCGACGACCCACUCGCUGUACGCAUGCUGCUGGAGUCACGCACAUACACACACACGCCCACCUCAAGCAGGCCCCUGACCCAGCAGCCUUCAACCUGCCUGGGGAAGCUCUCUACCCAGCCCCCAGGCUCCACACAGGGCCCCACAGGCCUGGCAGAGAGUAAUGGAGCGGAGCAAGGCCCUGACCAGGGGGGUGCCAACCCCCUGCAGACCAAUGCCUUAGGACACACAGCCAGCACCUACGCCAAGGAGGGAGAGAUACAGACACUACUGCUGGAGUGGGGGGGCAAGUUCCAGGAAACUCAAGCGAAGAGAGAGGCAGAGGAGAGGAGACGUUUCCCUCUGGAGAAACGACUGAUGGAGCACAUCAUCAGCCAGGAGGGGGCCAUCAACACUGUGGCUUCAGCGAUCAGGAGGAAGGAGAAUGGCUGGUAUGAUGAAGAACAUCCCCUCGUCCUCCUCUUCCUCGGCUCCUCUGAAAUCGGUAAGACUGACCUGGCCAAACAGGUGGCUCGCUACAUGCACAAGGACCUCAAAAGGUCUGGAUUCAUCCGCAUGGACAUGUCCGAAUUCCAGGAGAAGCACAAGGUGGCUAAGUUCAUAGGUUCUCCUCCAGGUUAUGUUGGUCAUGAGGAGGGAGGUCAGCUGACUAAACAGUUGAAGGUGAAUCCCAAUGAUGUGGUUCUGUUUGACGAGGUGGACAAGGCCCACCCAGACGUACUGACCAUCAUGCUACAACUGUUCGAUGAGGGCCGUCUUACAGAUGGGAAAGGGAAGACCAUUGAGUGUAAGGACGCCAUCUUCAUCAUGACCUCGAAUGUGGCCAGUGACGACAUCGCCCAGCAUGCAUUGCAGCUCCGCCAGGAGGCCCAGGAGCUCAGCCGCAGGAAACUGGCCGACAACCUGGGUUUUAAGGAUGCUGUGAUUCGCCCGAUACUGAAGGCCCAUUUCUGGAGGGACGAGUUUCUGGGGCGGAUCAAUGAGAUUGUUUACUUCCUGCCCUCUGAACUGCAGCAGCUUGUCAGCAAAGAGCUCAACUUCUGGGCCAAGAAGGCGAAGCAGAUGCAUGACAUCACUCUGCUGUGGGACCGCCCCGUUCUGGACCUGCUGGUUGGAGGGUACAACCUGCACUACGCAGCCCACUCCAUCAAACAUGAGGUGUACGCUCGGGGGUACAGUCUUCUUCCUGACAUGGUGACGGUAAACAGGGCGCGCCGGUGUGCUCGAGACGCGGACCGGAGCAUCUCCAGACGCAAACUGGCAAACCCCAUACGGUUAAGCACGCUCUCCCCGGUCCCAACGGGAGAAUUAUCAUAA